CUGCUGUAUUUUUCUCCCUAACCCAUUGUUAGAGAGAGUGCGACACCAAACACAGGAAGGGAGACCAUCUCAACCUCAGGCUUCCAAGGAUUUCUUCCCCUCUUCUUUUCUUUUCUCUCUCUCUCCGGGGUCUAUUAUUUCUUCGUCGUGUUCUCUGUAUCUCGCAGAUCCGCGAUCCGGUUCCAUUUCGCGGCCAAGUUGGAUUCUAGCAGUGAAGGUGCUCAAACAAGUUUCACAGACUCACUCUUCUGUUUAAGAGUGAAGUUAUUGUGGAAAAUCUUCUGAGAUGAAGAAAGUCUUUGAUCAAACUGUAAGAGACAUUAAAAGAGAGGUUAACAAGAAAGUUCUCAAAGUUCCCGGCAUUGAACAGAAGGUUCUGGAUGCGACAAGCAACGAGCCAUGGGGUCCGCAUGGAUCACUUCUUGCGGAUAUUGCGCAAGCCUCAAGAAAUUACCAUGAGUACCAGAUGAUCAUGGGGGUCAUUUGGAAACGUCUUAGUGACACCGGGAAAAAUUGGCGGCAUGUUUAUAAGGCUUUGACAGUCUUGGAGUACAUGGUAGGCCAUGGGUCAGAACGUGUCAUUGAUGAGAUCCGAGAACGAGCAUAUCAAAUAUCGACCUUGGCCGAUUUUCAAUAUAUUGAUUCCAGUGGUAGGGAUCAAGGUAGCAACGUCAGGAAGAAGUCGCAGAGCCUUGUGGCCUUAGUGAAUGAUAAAGAAAGAAUAGCGGAGGUCAGGGAGAAGGCAGCUGCUAACAAAGACAAGUAUCGCGGCUCAGCGACAGAUGGAAUGUAUAGGCCUUCGGGAGGAUAUGGUGACAAAUAUGACUAUGAAAGCCGCUAUGGGGGCAGGGAUGAAGAGCGUAGUAGUUAUGGAAGAGAAAGAGAAUAUGGCUAUAGGGAUGAUGAUAGAUAUAGUCGUGAUGGAGAUCGCUACUCCAGAGAUUCUGAAAGUCAGUAUGGAAAAGAUGGAUACAGGGAUGAUGAUUACCGUGGAAGGAGCAGAAGUGUCGAUUACCAAUAUGGGUCAAGAAGUAGGAGUUCUGACAGAGAUCGGGCUGGUGAGGAUGAUGGCCAAUCUUCAUCGCGGGGCAGUGGUGCCAGAGCUGAUGAUCAUUCUCAGGAUGGGAUUGGGAGGCGACUUGAGAGGAAGUUUUCUGAACAAAAUAUCGGUGCCCCGCCUAGUUAUGAAGAAGCUGUUAGCGAAUCUCGGAGCCCUGUGCACAGUGAAAGGGAUGGAGGAGAGGCUCCACAGGUGGCUGUGCCUGGUGCUGCUUCAGGUGCUGCGCCAGGAGCUGCUUCUCCUUAUGAUGGAAACAAUGCCGACAAAGCAGCUACUGGUUUUGGUGAUGAAUCAUCUCCUCAAACUCGAGAAGUUGAAGCUUUUGAUGAAUUUGAUCCACGUGGUCCAGUUUCAGCUGCGCCUCCAGCAUCUGUACCUGUAGAUGCUGCUCCAGCCCCAGCAUCUGACCUGCCUGCCUCAAACACUGUUGAGAUGGACUUGCUUGGCUCUCUUUCGGAUGUAUUUGCACCAAACCCGUUGGCAAUAGUACCUGUUGAUUCUGCUUCAGUUGAAACCAAUGGACACACAAACUCUGGUCCUGCGCCAUCAUUUGCUACAUCUCAGCCAUCAACUCAGCCAUUUGAUGAUCCAUUUGGCGACUCUCCAUUUAAAGCCAUCCCUUCUGCCAACACUGACCCGAGCUCGCAACAGAGUUUUGCAGCUCCUUCCCAGCCAACACAACCAACCCACACCACGGAGAUCUCGCAGCUGGCUGCCCCAAGACCUGACAGUAGUGAUAACUUUGGCUUUGGGGACUCAUUCUCUGCUGUUCCCAAUCAUAAUCCCGGUGUUCCAAACAUGCAACCUCUACCGAACUCACAAGCUUUCUCUCAAGAGCCGUUAACUUCAGAAAGUGAACUUGAUAUUCUCGCAGGCAUUCUCCCACCCUCUGGACCUUCAGCUUCUCUACCUUCACAACCAGGUGCCCCUAUACCAACAUCUGAAUUUGUUCCCAACAAUGGUAACGUGUACCAGAACUUUCAUCCUCAGCCGGUGACUACAGCUUCGAGCAUGCCUGCAAAGAUUCCUUUUGGUCAAACUGCGCAACCAUAUAACGUGGUUUCUCAGUCACAGAAUCUGACAGGAGGUAUGCCAUAUAACUUGGGAGGUUUUAUGCAUCAGCAAGGCACUGCUGGUCCUGCAAGUAUCGAAAUUCCACAAUAUGCUCCACAACCUACGAGCGGAACCUACCUCCCGCAACCAGUUUCUGCUCCUCCAUCGAGCUUUCAAAAUCCGUACCGUACACUUAGCGCACCUGCUGGUCAGCUUGGUGGUGGAAACUUCAUGAUGCAACAGGGUCCUGGUCCUGGCACCACUUCCUCUGGUCCUGUUGCGCAGCAUGGCAACAAUGGCUUCGGUGACAUCUUCACAUCGACUGGACCAAGCUCGUUGGGGACAUCAUCAUCUCAACCAACCUUCACACCUUCAACCGGACCGCUUGAUAUCGUUCCUCAGCCACAGCCUCAGAAGAAGUUCGAGCCCAAAUCAGGAAUCUGGGCAGACACCUUGAGCAGGGGGCUCGUGAACUUGAACAUAUCUGGACCUAAAACAAACCCGUUGGCGGACAUUGGAGUUGACUUCGAUGCAAUCAACAGGAAAGAGAAACGGAUGGAGAAACAGCCAACCACUCAAGUAAUAUCUACAAUCACGAUGGGUAAAGCCAUGGGAUCAGGCUCAGGCAUGGGGCGUGCAGGUGCAAGCGGCAUGAGGCCUCCACCGACUCCAAUGGUUGGCACCAACAUGGCAAUGGGAGGCAUGAGCCAGCAACCCAUGGGGAUGGGGAUGGGGAUGGGCAUGAAUAUGGGAGGGUACGGACAAGGCUACCCAAUGCAGCCACAACCCGGGAUGGGCCCUGGUCCUGGCAUGCCUGGCGUCUACAAUCCCAUGAUGGGUCCAGGCAAUUACAAUCCUCAGCAGCCAUAUGGUGGAUACCGGUGAGAAUCAAGCGAAUGACCAUAUGAUCCAUUAGUAGAUACACGGAGCUUCCUCUUUCGAGAUCAUCUGAGGAUUCUAAGAUUGGUAAAAGCUGACCACGCCGCCCUGCUGCUAUAUGCGCCUGUAAUUAUCUUGGGUCAGAUCAGAGGUAGUUUCCGAUAUUCACCGUUCUGUUUUGAGAGCUCGUAGGUUGUGCUUGCUCUGUUUGAUCUGCCUUUUGAUUUCAUUUUCUGCUUGUUGGACUGAUGGAGCUUUUUUAUUUGUUUGUGAGAUUUGUAUCGCUGAGGCAAACCUUUCUCUGGUGUGCCCUUCUCUUACAUGCAUAUGCCAUAUAUAGAAUCUAUAUAUAACACAACACAUUUUUGUUGUCC
Molecule: messenger RNA, 3366 nt
Organism: Tarenaya hassleriana
Lineage: Eukaryota; Viridiplantae; Streptophyta; Magnoliopsida; Brassicales; Cleomaceae
Product: clathrin interactor EPSIN 2
Exons: 14
Coding region: 287-2998 (903 amino acids)
Biological process (GO): endocytosis
Cellular component (GO): endosome; plasma membrane; clathrin vesicle coat
Molecular function (GO): phospholipid binding; clathrin binding
Source: RefSeq, a predicted model, not a curated record